UUUUGCAGGCAAUUUAUGCCACAGACCUGUCUGACUUUCUCCAGUUUGUUGCUUGAAGAAACGGAAAGAAGCUCCCAGCACAAAUGGCCCAAUCUCCAGAAGAUGCUCCCCUGGAGAGGGGAAGCCUGGCAGGCAGUGAGGAGACCCUUCUUCGCCCUGCAGCACCAAGAGGAGGCUCUAACAGUCGCGCCUUGAAGAUAGCGGGUCUGACGACCUUGGCGUGCCUGCUGGUAGCCAGCCAAGUCUUCACUGCCUACACGGUGUUUAACCAAAAGCAGCAGAUCCACACUCUCCAGAAGAACUCGGACAGAAUGGGCAAACAGCUGACCCGCUCAUCCCAUGCCGUGUCUCCAGUGAGAAUGGCCAUGCCCAUGAACAGCCUGCCCCUCCUCAUGGACUUCACUGAGGACUCCAAGACACCCAAGACACCUUUGACAAAGGUGCAGGACAUUGCCAUUGUCAGUGUGGAGAAACAGCUGAUGGACCUCAUGCAGGACGCCGAGCUGCCUCAGUUCAACGAGACCUUCCUGACCAACCUGCAAACCCUGAAGCAGCAGAUGAACGACAGCGAGUGGAAGAGCUUUGAGACCUGGAUGCGCUACUGGCUCAUCUUCAAGAUGGCCCAGCAGCAGCCUGCAACCCCCACACCUCAGUCAGCGACUUUGAUCAAGACCAAAUGCCAGAUGGAGGCAUCACCCGGAGGCAGCAAGAUCGGUUCGUACAAGCCCCAGUGUGACGAGCAGGGCCACUACAAGCCAAUGCAGUGCUGGCAUGCCACUGGCUAUUGCUGGUGUGUGGAUACAGAUGGCAAUCCCAUCGAGGGAACCACCAUGCGUGGCCGUCCAGACUGUCAGAGAGGCUACUUUCCUCGUCGCAUGAUGGUCGCCCCCAGGCUGAUGCAGAAGACCUACAGCAUGGAUGAUGAAAAUGCCAAAUGAAGCAAAGCGUGAAGCCAGAUGUUUCUUUUCAUCGAGCAAUCUCUGCAAAUGAUAAACUUGAUGCUGUAGUUCGAUUAUUAAUGCUUCAAUCCCUGAUGAACUCCUUUUGCGUGUAAUGUUGUGAUUUUAACCAUUUUGGUGGCUGCUUGAAAUCAGAUCAGUAGAGGCCUGUUACACCUUGGUGCAUUUGGUGCAUUUAAUUUUUUUUUCUCUUUUUUAAAUUUUUGUCUUAAUGGCAGAUUUAUUUGGGGUCUAUGCAGAUCUACAUUAAGUACAUUAAAGUAUGUGAGUGUUAAAUAUGUUUGUUUCUGAUAAAGGCUUAAAGGGUCGGUUCACCCACAUCUCCUCCUCUUAUAAACAAUGCAGGAAAAUUAAAGCUUGUUUUGGUUUCUUACAGCAUCGAAAAAAAAAUGAACUUAACAAUGUAAAUGGUUUAAUUUCUUCCCCUGCUGGUCUGAUAAGCCAAACCUCACAGAAGCCAGUUUUUCAUCAGUACUAUUACUAGAAAGUAGUGCCCUGAAAAGAAACAAACAAACAAAAAGCUGGAAAUAUUGUUUCUGGAAAGAGAUGUUGCUAUUUUACAUAUAGAUUAUAAAUUUUGAUUUACAACUAGAAAUCUAGCUAGUAUAAAUCUGUUCUACAGACCAUGCACACCAUAGCCUUGGGUGAACCCAUCCUUCAGAGGAUGUGAAUAUGAUAAAGUUACUCUUUUUGGAAGUGUUUAUUUUAAGAAAGCUGAAUAAAGUUUUCCUAACAACACCGCUUGCAUUACAUCUUUCACAUUAUCUACAGGUAAGAGAAAUCACUGCUUAAGCUGUAAUCAAAAUAAGGCCUGAAUAAACUUUAACCUGAUUAGA
Archocentrus centrarchus (flier cichlid) is the source of this 1795-nucleotide messenger RNA. RefSeq names its product CD74 molecule, major histocompatibility complex, class II invariant chain a (gene cd74a). Gene Ontology annotation, molecular function: cytokine receptor activity; macrophage migration inhibitory factor binding; MHC class II protein binding. The transcript has 9 exons. Gene Ontology annotation, biological process: negative regulation of DNA damage response, signal transduction by p53 class mediator; intracellular protein transport; positive regulation of cytokine-mediated signaling pathway. Gene Ontology annotation, cellular component: cell surface; cytoplasm; membrane. The record is from RefSeq and is a predicted model, not a curated record. The coding region runs from base 84 to 938 and encodes 284 amino acids. NCBI's taxonomy places the organism in Eukaryota, Metazoa, Chordata, Actinopteri, Cichliformes, Cichlidae.